AUGACUCUGUUCGAAGGUUUGCUGAAUAAAUGGACAAACAUUCUCAAAGGUUGGCAAACUCGUUAUUGUGUGCUCGAUCCUACUCAAGGAACGCUUGUUUACUAUACAUCGAGAGAAAAUGGAGCACACCUAGGUAUUGACGUUGAAGAUGACACGACAUUUACGAUUCGAUCUUACGGUAAAACAUUCCAUUUUCAAGCUCGUGAUAUUGAAGAAAGACGAAAAUGGCUAUGUAAUCUCGAAGACACUAUUAGUUUUAAUACUAUUAAUACUGAUAGAUUAUCAUCUGUGAACACAACACUUUUUCAAAAGAGAAUCUUAGAAGUUGAUGGAAUCUUACAAAUAUUAAUUGACCAAGUUGAGGAAUUAGAAGAAAUCAGUAAUCAACGCCGAGCUGACGGAAAAGAAAACUGCUAUGAACAUAUCAUUCUAUCAUCUCGAAGAUUAAUCGAAUCUGUUAAACACUCCAUCGUCUCACUUCAGUUAGCAAAAUUUUUCUCUCCAUCAUCCGUACAAUAUUCUUUGACGAACGAAGAACUUCUACUUUCGAAACAUAUGGAUCCGCAGACGGAAACAUUUCUGCCACCCAUGAAUGGUGAUGAUAAAAUUACUCCAGACAACAAUAUUUCCCUUGAAGGUUUACUAAAACAAGACUUCAUAUCAGUCUUAAUUAGUAUGAUAUAUUAUUUAGCUUUGAAUAUCCAAGACGCCGUAGAAAACAUUGCAAAAGCUCCCACUCUAGCUGUAUCUGGUAGUGAUAACGACGACGACGACGACGACGAUGACGAAUUUGAAGAUGCUAAUGAUACAAUAGAAACACCUACAUGUUCACCACUCUCAACUGAACAAGAUGAAACACCUACUACUGAAACUGAUUCAAGCAUCACGUUUGAGCAAUAUGAAGCAGCGUAUGAGGAAGCACCCGAAGACGAUGUUGCACCAAACGAUGGGACUAUUAUCAAGCAUAUCAUUUCUCAGUGUAGUUUAUUUAUGGAUUUAACUAAAAUAACAUUACCAACAUUUAUUCUUGAGCGGCGGUCUUUUCUAGAGAUGCUCGCUGAUUUUCUUGCACAUCCAGAUGAAUUUGUCAAUAUUGCAGACCAUCCUACGCCACGUGAACGUUUUAUACAAGUUGUCAAAUGGUAUCUAUCCGCUUUCCAUGCUGGACGAAAAAGUCCCGUUCCAAAAAAGCCAUACAAUCCAAUUCUUGGUGAAAUAUUUCAAUGCUCAUACGAUAUUGGUUUAUCUUCUUCUGAAUCAACAUUGACUAAAGAUGGUCCCGUUCCAUGGGCGUCGGAUCACAAUGUGACUUUCAUUGCUGAGCAAACAUCCCAUCAUCCACCAAUUGCAUCUUUUUAUGCUGAAUGUCCGGCAAAACGAAUCCAGCUCGAUGGAUGCCUUUGGACCAAAUCGCAAUUUCUCGGUCUUUCUAUAGGUGUUCACAUGGUCGGUGAUGCAACUAUAACCUUACUUGAUUAUGACGAACGUUACGUAUUAACAUUUCCAAGUGCUUAUGGCCGUAACAUUCUUCUUGUGCCUUGGUUUGAAAUGGGUGGCAAAGUGUCGAUUACUUGUGAGAAAACCGGCUACUCAGCAAACAUUGAAUUCUUAACAAAGCCAUUCUAUAACGAAAAGAAGCAUAAAAUAACUGCCACUCUGCUUGGUCCGGAUAAAAAAGAAUUUUGUAAGAUCGAUGGUGAAUGGAACGGUAUCAUGAACGCGAAAUAUACCGACGCAAAAGUGCCGGAAGUUUUCUUCGAUACGAAAACGACACCGAUCAUCAAAAAGAUUAUUCGGCCAAUUGCUGAACAAGAUGAACAUGAAAGUCGACGUAUGUGGAAAGAUGUAACUUAUUACUUAAAAUACAAACAAAUGGAUAAAGCAACGACAGCGAAAUCUUUUCUAGAGCAACGUCAACGUGAAGACGCGAAACAACGUGCUGCAGAAUCAGUUAAAUGGCAGACAAAAUAUUUCACUGAAUCAGGUGAACAAAAAUGGACUUAUGGAAACAAACUAUCGAAACGCAUCCAAACGCAAUCUUAA
This is a messenger RNA of Adineta ricciae, 2043 nucleotides long. NCBI's taxonomy places the organism in Eukaryota, Metazoa, Rotifera, Eurotatoria, Adinetida, Adinetidae. The record is from the annotation of a GenBank genome assembly.